Messenger RNA from Plasmopara halstedii, 540 nucleotides. RefSeq lists its product as hypothetical. Bases 1 to 540 code for a protein of 179 amino acids. Lineage: Eukaryota; Oomycota; Peronosporomycetes; Peronosporales; Peronosporaceae. The record is from RefSeq and is a predicted model, not a curated record. The transcript is spliced from 5 exons.
AUGACGCACAUCUCGGUCCGGAGGGCACGCAAAUUGUCAAGAGAACUGCGCGAAAAAACGACCUUUUUAAAGGGGGUAGCGUGCUUUGAUCAGUGGGGAAACGAAGCUAUUUUAAGUCUGUGUGACCGAAUGGUGAGAAUCGACCGCAAGUAUAACGAUGUCAUCAUUGCUGAGGGCGAACCAGCAAGUGCUUUCUUUUUUGUCAAACAUGGCGACUGCAGACUUGUUAAGCGCUACUCGGCUUUAGAGCGCAAAAAGAAACAGCAUGAUCGGAGAGACCGGUGUUAUGUUGAGAUAUCCACAAUCAGCAGGAUGAACUUGUUUGAUUACAAGGGCCUUGGAGUUAGCAUUGAAGUUUCGAUUGCAGAUAAGAAGAAAGUGCUCGUUAAAGGAGCUGGCGCGGUGGAAGUGAUUGAAUUGGACGGAAAGGGCAUUCACAUGGUGGAAAUUCUGCACAUUCCCGGACUCGACAGAAGAUUACUAUCCGUUGGCAAGCUUGCAGAGCGUGGUAUGAGUGUGGAGUUCUCGCGAUCGGAUUGA